UAUUCUGUAUCCGUACUCGGCAGCGUCUCUCAACUCCCUGCACGAGUCGAGUCCCUCUUUCCGACCAACCCUCCCCGCCGACUCCGGAAGCCUUCGAAACUCCCUGCGAUGCCUUUCGAUCCGCCCGAUUAAAUAGCCCCCGAAAUCCCAAUGUCGCUUCCCGAUGCGCCCAUGUUUCUCGAUGAGGGCCAGCCCAAGCCCUUAUCGAUUGAAACGCGGCUCCCGAGGGCAGAGAUGGCCCCUCCAAUCCUCGAAGACGAGGGGAAGGCAGCCAUCGAGCUGGCAGCCAUUAUGACCACGGCCUCGAAUCCGGUAUCUCCGGGCCCUUCAAGUCCCCCUCUUGAUCAAGCUCGGAUGCAGGAUUUCGUCCCACCAACUCGGCCGAGCAGUACUCCGUUCCCGCAGCCCGAACACCGAAAUGCCGAUAUACUCUGUGUCGGCUGCCCAGCCGAUGACCAGGUGGACCUGGACGAGCCCGAGGCGUCGGCCCACCCCGUCAUCCCGCCCUCCACCGAGCUGGCUGAGACGAAUUUCAACGACCUGCCUCCCGAGAUCCACGAAUGCAUUCUCGACCAUCUAUUCGGCGUCCGAGUAUCGACGGCGUCAAAAAACCCGGCCAUGCGGUGGGGGACCGGCUUAAGACACCCACGUAGAAAAGAACUAUCUGAAUUGUCCCGGGUCAGCCCCACGUGGAGGGUCUUGGUCCAACAGCGUCUAUACCGCCACAUCAAACUCAAGGCGGCUGUAGAGUCGAUCAACGAGUCCUUUACCCACUUCACCGAACACCCGCGCCUCCGUUCCUACGUCAAGCACAUCGAAGUCUGGUUCCCCGUUUUCCAACCCAAGUACACCCCGCUCGCAUUGGCAUCUGCAAACACUCUCCCCACCGUCACCGUAGAUGGCCUUACGAACGCCUCAUACGUCUUGCCGGAGGACAACUGCUCCCUGGACGAAGCGUUUUACUUCAUUAGCUCGACCUUCCCCGAGGUUUGCAUACUAACAUUAGAGGGAGGGGAGAGGAAGAAGGCGCCCGAGGUCAAGCACUGGAUACGGGUAAACGACUCGCGGGUCAAGUCCAUGCCAAAGAUCAACUCGGUCCGGACUCUGAUAUGCAAGGGACAGUGGAAUCUGAUCAGGAGUGAUGAGGACUUCAAGACCAUCACGUCGGCACUACCGAACCUUCAAAAUUGGCAGGGCUCGUACGGCAAACCCAAAGCUAAGAGCUACCUAACCAUGGCGACGAUCCUGCCCAAGCUCCCGCGAACCAUAACGAACCUUAACAUCUGUAUCGAAGGUGACUAUCGCCGCGAGACCAGCUUCCCGCCGUAUUUCCUCAGAGUCAUGAAUAAUGUUCACUUCUGCAUGAAACUCGCCGAGGCGGUGCCCGCGCUGGAGCACAUCUCGUACACGGGGAGGGUGUGUAGAACCUUCUUCGACCGCGCAUCGUUGCUGGUGGACCCCCGGACUACGCGGCUGAAGUCCAUCGAUCUGACGGUGAAGAACUGCUGUCGCCACGUCAGCCACUGGAACGAAUCCGGCUCAGGAAUCACAGACAUGAACUUCAUCAGGGCUUUCGAGAACUUGGUUCUUGCGGGGAUUCGGUCGUUGGGGAACCUGAAGGCGGUCGAGUACCUGAGGAUCCGCUUUGUGGAUCUCGACUCCCCCGCCCAAGCUCUGAAUCCGUACUUCCUACUCCGCAACGGCUGGUGCUCAGGUGUAUGGAGCGACGAGAUCGUCGCCGCGCUCAACCAUGUCCGGCCUGCAGUCCGCUUCGAGGAGCUAGCCGAGUCGUUCGGUGGGAUCAGCUACAACAAGGACGGCCGGGUCACCAUCAACCAUGAGUUCUCCAAAUCAAGGGUCCUCUCUCUGAAGUUAUCGAACUACGCCAUCCUGAGCGGGGGCAUCGCCAUCACUUGAUGACGUAACGGGUCCGGCAACUGGGGCAGUUGAGCACAAGGCUCAAAGAGAAGACUGUCGAAAACAUGAUGCCCGGUACGCGCUGAUUAUUUUUUCUGUUAGGAAGAGGUGGAUGGCAUCUAGCAUGGCGUUGGUGGG
Molecule: messenger RNA, 2055 nt
Organism: Phialemonium atrogriseum
Lineage: Eukaryota; Fungi; Ascomycota; Sordariomycetes; Cephalothecales; Cephalothecaceae
Exons: 2
Coding region: 151-1917 (588 amino acids)
Source: RefSeq, a predicted model, not a curated record